Gambusia affinis (western mosquitofish) is the source of this 3870-nucleotide messenger RNA. Its product is annotated as transmembrane protein 100. Bases 257 to 727 code for a protein of 156 amino acids. The record is from RefSeq and is a predicted model, not a curated record. The transcript is spliced from 2 exons. Gene Ontology annotation, biological process: cellular response to BMP stimulus. NCBI's taxonomy places the organism in Eukaryota, Metazoa, Chordata, Actinopteri, Cyprinodontiformes, Poeciliidae.
CAACACACAAACCAUGCAGGCUGCUGAGGAGGCGAGCCUGUGCUGGCAGCAGUCUCCCAUUGAUGGACAGAGAAAUAACAGGAUAAAUGCUGACAGCAAACCUUACGAGUAAAAACACUAGAAGCAGCGUCAGCCUCAGAGAAUCCUACUGCUACGUCAGAGGCAGCGGUAUAGUGGCAUUCAAUACAAGGCGCGCUGACAGGACCAGCGUCAGGCAGCCGUUCUCACUCUGCUCCCCAAGGACGGCAGCUCUGGGAUGGGCUGCUCUUCUGGACGCCAGCCCCCGGCUUCGGUCCUUCACCCAGACCUGGACUUUGGCAACACCAGUGAGGGCAACACCUCACCCCAAGACUCCGACAACCGAAACCAGAGCCUGAAUGGCAGCGGAGAGGGAGCCGACGGGGAGGACAGCCUCGGACAAGGGCAAGCCAGACCCCCGGAGUCCCUCCACACCCUGGAGAGGCUCGCCCAGGCAACGGGCGGCACGGAAAAGUCCUGGUACCGCUGCGUCUUCCCGUUCGGCGUGAUAUCGCUCGUGAUAGGCAUGGCGGGCACCGGGGUGACAUUCACCUUCAACACCCUGCCCCAGACUAAAGUGGUGUCGGUCGCACUGCUGUGCACCGGCAUGUUGAUGCUGCUUGUGGCGGGCGUUUGUUGGAGGGCCCAUCGACUGAGAAAACGGAAAAAGAAGGAAAGUGGAUUCUUCACUGCUGAGGGCACUUUGUGACAGAGCGGGGACUUCUGCUGGACUGUCACAGAGUUGUAGAGGAGUUUCCACUCAGCACUCACUGAUGAAGACUUGAACAACGCUGGUAUUAUUUAGACGGGGACGUGCUUUGACAGAUAGUAUCAAGUAGGAAAGUCACUUUUCUUAUUGUUAUUGAGGAGUAACAACUCAAAAAUGUCCUGAUGUGAUAUCCCAGCAAAAUAACAGUAUAAACACAGAUUUAGUUGUAGUUUGUAUAGUCUUAAGCACUCAGCUGCUGUACAGACAUUUCACCCCAGUAAGACUGAUUAAGAGUGAUGGGUGGUGCCUCUGUGCAACUAUCACUUUUCUUGACUGGAACUGUCUCCAAGUCAACAAAUCUGUCUUUCUAGACAGUGAUUGCAAGAACAUUCAGCAACAGGUGUGGGAGGUGCUGUGCUGCAGUAUUUGAUUUUGGCUUCUCCUCAAAAAGACUUUUUGAAUUGAAACUAUAUGCAUUGACAUUUUUGCGUUUUUGAAAACUCUUAACUUCUUAAAACCUUGAGGCCGGUAACAGAGACAGGAGCGUAUUUCUAGGUACUUCUCUCCCGCUGCCCACUUUGGGUUUGAGGAAUGCUUUCAACAAAGGCGCCUCAGGAGUAGCAGUUUAUUAUUAUGUCAUUAUUUUUUCCCUGAAGCGUCACGUGAGACAGAACAAUAACCUUUGAACAUGUACUGCCAGGAGUAGAAAUACCCACCGGUCAAAUCUAGUCUUUGUGCUCCGGUUUGACAGUUUGAAUGUGCAGCUGGUUAAGGAAGGAAAAGCAGCAUCUUUUUUUUUUUCUUUCACUACAAAUGGAGCUGAAUUGUAACAAGAGCUCAUGAUGGCAACAUUACUUCACUGCUAAAUGAGUUUCCUUUCAUUACAGAGCUGUGAGUUUUCCUCCAUGGUCUACUUAGAGUGCAGUGGUUCAUUAUGAGAAAGCAAACAGUUUUAGUCAGGUUUUUAUUUCUUUCUUUCUUUAUUUAUUUUACAUUUACAGAUUUGUUAAAACAAUAUGCAAUACUCAGCGAGUUUACUUUUUCUGCUAAAUUAUUCACAUACAAUUUUCCGUCUACAGUGUAGUUUCAUCCGUCCAUUGUCUCUAGCCACUUGUUCUAGCCGGGUCGCGGGGGGAGCUGGUCCCUACGUCCAGUGGUCAGUGGAUAAGAGGCAUGGUACACCCUGGACAGGUCACCAGUCCAUCACAGAUCAAUCAAACAAGCAUUGCCUUUAUCUCUCGUCAUCCAUCUUAACUCUCAAGUGAUAGGCUUUUGGCAUUGCGGGAAUUUUAAUCUAGUGGCUAAUGAUUUAUACAGAUGUGCGUUCAAACGGAUAAAGAGAAUGUGGAUUUCUCCCCCAAUGUUUUUAUCUAAUGAGGGAACUUAAUAAUUUUUUCUCUUCAAGUUUCACUUUUUUAAAAAGUUCUCAUUCUGGUUGCGGUUCAUUUUCUUGAUACAUUUUUAUUUUAUUUAAUUUAAGUCUCAUUCACAAUACAACUUUGUGUUUUAGACGCAACAAACUUCCUUCUCGUAGUUUGCAACUCACAAAAACAAGGAGCACACUCAAGAAGCUGUACUCAAUGCAGUUAGUAAGUAAGUGAAAUCUAUUAUGAACUAAAUAAUAACUAAUAAACAAAUAAACGACUCUCCGCACUGAGGCAUCCUGGUGUGUUUUUGCCUUAAAUCCUUCAGUCGGUGCGUCACAUCCUGGAGAAAAACCGACAAACCUUUUCAUAUGUCAACCUGGACAUAAUGAACUAAUGCUUACAAUGUGCUUAGUAUCUCUCCAAAGUUAAAAAUGAAUAUAAAUCCUAGCAGUUAACAUUUAUAGUACACAGGCCACAUUCUGUAUAAAUAACAAUGGUAAAGCUAAUGAGUAUCUAGCUAAUUUAGCUAACGUGAAACGAUUUACUAAAUUGUUCCAUGAUGCUAAACGUGAAACGUAAGUACCUACCUUACUUACCCAUAAUAAUAAUGCACUUAAGUAUUUUGUACAAGAACCUGACUGAUCUGUGAAGAAAGAGUGAAAUCCUGCUCUGUUCUCGUCGGGCUAAUAUGUAGCAUUCAAGCUAGCCGGAAAAGCUAUGGUAGCAUACUGUCACUACCAGCAGUAGUGGGGAUUUGAGAUAGACCCAGCAGUAUCACAUGAGCUCCAGAGUUUUUUUUUUUUAUGGAUGUUGUUGGAUAAAUAUUUUCUCUCUGAUCUCAUCUUUUGCAUGAAAUGUUAGCAUUUGUGGAGAAGCAGCUAGUUCUGUGUGUUAUUUGCGGUUUCUUUGAAUUUUUUUUAUGGUUCGUUACAAAUCUGUGUGGUAUAAAUGGUAUUUAUUUGAUGAUAGUUGUUCUUUUUAGAGACUGGGGGUUCCUACAAAUUACAUAUCAUGGAUCUAUUGUGCUAAUUAUUAUCUAUAAGAGUGUAGCCACAUUUAUGAAUGUCUCUUUAACAGUGUCUUAUUAUCUUUUCUUGUAUAAAGAGUAAAAACCCUGUGUAUUUUUAAGUGGAAAUAUAUUUUGUAAUGUAGUAGAGAAUAUAUUUGAGGCCUUUCACUGCUAUCCUUAUAUUUCUAUUUAGGAUAUCUGGUUGUGAUGACUGUAAACUUGUUCAUCUGAAUGUUAAAUACACGUCUCAUUCCAAAAAUGAGAAUCUGCCAUUCCACUCAACUGCUGCGUAUAAAUAUGAAGAAUUUCAUUUGCAUGGAGGACAUAAUUACCUGUCUUUAUUUACUUCAGAGAUCAGGAACUUUUGAAGAUUUUAGUUUUGGAAUGAAACACAUUAACUGGUUGUUGUUAGCUCUAGCAGCAUGGUCUCUCAGUGCCUUUUUUCUUGCUAUGUAAAAAAAUUCUACGUGAAGUGCAGUUAAUUUGUGAGCUGUGAAGGCCGACCGGUGCCGGUGUUAGAGUAGCCCAACAGAGGCAGAAAUACUGCGGUGUAUCCAGUAGAAGUCAGGUUCAAGUCUGUGGAAGUGAACUGGUGUGCAUGAAGUCACUGUUGGAUGUGGUUUCUUUGGUCUAACUGCCUAAAAUGCCAAAAAUAUUAAAGAAGAAGUUUAUUUUUUGCGUCUCUCAAAUGUCUGUAAAAUUGUACAUUUUUUUCUUGUUCACUGUUGUUCAAAGCACAUAAUUAAAACCAAGGUCAGUUUUUGGAA